Gasterosteus aculeatus aculeatus (three-spined stickleback) is the source of this 5466-nucleotide messenger RNA. It is a transcript of the gene scaf4a, whose product is annotated as SR-related CTD-associated factor 4a. The record is from RefSeq and is a predicted model, not a curated record. Gene Ontology annotation, molecular function: RNA polymerase II C-terminal domain phosphoserine binding; RNA binding. Lineage: Eukaryota; Metazoa; Chordata; Actinopteri; Perciformes; Gasterosteidae. Gene Ontology annotation, biological process: negative regulation of termination of RNA polymerase II transcription, poly(A)-coupled. Gene Ontology annotation, cellular component: nucleus.
GAAAACCACCCAGGAUCACUCCAGCAGCACAGUCGCCAAAAGAACCCCGCCACCACGUGGCCAAAACCUCGAACAGCAAAACAGAAUCCCAUCAUGCUUUGCCCGCCGACGCCAAGAGCUACCGAUGCUAAGCUAACUGUCGUUAGCCACUGGGAGCGGACAUGUUGUACCAUUUGCUUCCUUGAAUAAACACCGCGUUUAGCCGGGAAUCAGGAGUUCGGAGGACGGCUCGUAGCGUCGGGCAAACAUGGAUGCCGUUAACGCCUUUAACCACGAGUUAUUCUCGCUGAUGGACUCCAAGCCUCCGAUCUCUCGGGCUAAGAUGAUCUCCAUCACCAAAUCGGCCAUCAAAGCUAUGAAACUCUACAAACAUGUGGUCCAAAUUGUAGAGAAGUUCAUCAAAAAGUGUAAGCCGGAGUACAAGGUAGCUGGCCUGUAUGUGGUGGAUUCCAUUGUUCGGCAGUCGAGGCACCAGUUUGGAUCCGACAAGGACGUGUUUGGCCCAAGGUUUACCAAAAAUAUUACAGGAACCUUUGAGAACCUCUGCCUUUGCCCAGUACAUGAGAGGAGUAAGAUUGUGCGGGUGUUGAAUCUAUGGCAAAAAAACAGGGUGUUCAAGAUCGAGGUUAUUCAGCCCCUCCUGGACAUGGCAGCGGGCUCCAGCAGCGCCGCUGCAUCCUGCGCAGGCUCAGAUGACCCAGGUUCUUCCCCACCUCCCGCCAAAGAGACAGUUUCUGGGGUAACCGGAAACUCCACCACAACAUCCUCUGUUCAGCUGCAAAACGCCGAUGCCUUUGCCGCUGUGGCACAACUCUUCCAGUCCACGCAGGGUCAGCAGCUUCAACAGAUGCUCCAGAACUUUCAGCAGCAGCCCGGGAUGCUAGACGCCGACGCUCAGCCUGCGGUCCAUGCCAGUCAAACACAGGCUCCAAACGUUACCUCUGGUCCGCCCGCGGUCGCCCAGCAACCGCCUCUUCUCAGCCAAGCUGCCCAAGCUGCCCAAGCCAUCCAGCAGAAAGCCGCCUUUGACAAGGUUGAAAAACUGCUGGACCGCUUUGACUAUGAUGAUGAACCAGAAGUUGGAGAAGAAACAAAGAAGGAUGAAUCUCAUGCCUCCUUUAUGCAACAGCCUCCAGCCUUCCAACAGCACUUUCAACAGCCAGGGAUGUUGCAAGACUUCUCACAGGUCCCUCUGCCUCCUAAUGGCCAGCUGCAGGCUUAUGGUUUACAGCCAGGACAAAGCUUCCCAGUUAUGAUGCCUCCUUUGGGUCACGCUUUGCCUGGGCAGCCCCUCCCCAGUUCUACUGGGCCUCCAGGCUUCCCAGGGCUGUACCCUCCCCCCAAUGCAGCCCAGCAACAACAGGAUUCAAUUGAUAUGGACCAUUCAUCAAUGAGGGAUGGCAGACAUGGCCGACGAUCGCACUCAGGCUCCAGAUCUCCAAAGCGAAGGAGGUCACGGUCUAAUUCCCGUACGCGGCGGUCCAGGCACAGGCGAUCGCGCUCCCACUCCAGAGACCGGCGACACCAUUCCCCACGCCCUCGCUCGCUGGAGCGCAGGGAGAGGGAGAAGGAGCGAGAGCGGCGGCAGAAAGGCCUUCCAGCACCCAAGAGCGAGACACUCAGCAUUUGCAGUACGACUCUCUGGGUGGGCCAGCUGGACAAGCGAACGCAACAGCACGAUGUUGCCUCCUUACUGGAAGAGUUUGGGGAAAUAGAGUCUAUAAAUAUGAUUCCUCCACGUGGCUGUGCCUACAUCCUCAUGAUAAAUAGGCAGGAUGCCUUCAAGGCUCUGCAGAAGCUCAGUAGAGGAUCUCACAAAGUGAACCAGAAAUCCAUCAAGAUUGCGUGGGCCUUGAACAAGGGCAUAAAGGCCGAGUUUAAACAGUACUGGGACGUGGAGCUGGGUGUGACCUACGUACCGUGGUCUAAAAUCCAAGAGGCUCAGUUGGAAGAGCUCAAAGAAGGAGGCAUCCUGGAUGUAGACACCUUAUCGCCAGAGUGGAGCGGAGUGAGGAAGUCUCUCGGCCUUCAGGAGGAACUGACCCACAACGGCCGCUCGGAGCUCCAGCAGCCGGAGGAAACACAAGUGCCACCUCCGGCUGCCGCGGCGGCUCCUCCUACACAGGUUCCUGCGAUGCAGCAGCCGAUGGUUGGUGUGGGUUCUCUCCAGCCCCCUGUUUUCCCCGGGCCCAUGGGCAUGCCUCCGCCUUCCUUCCCCCCGGGCAUCCCCCCUCCUCCGUUCAUCCGACCUGGCUUCAACCCCAUGCAGAUGCCUCCAGGUUACCCUCCCCCGGGGACCAUGCCCCUCGGCCCCCUUCCUCCCCCCAAAGGUGGCGUUGAAGACCCGUCUCUGGACCCGAUGGGUCUGGGCAACAGGAAAAAUGACGAGAUCCCAGAGGGUCCCAACAUCUUCAACAACCAGAUGGGACUCAUGGGUAACCAGUUGGGUGGACCUCCAGGUUCCCUCCCCGGUGCUCCUCCUGGAAACAUCCAACCCCCUCCUGGAGGUCUGCUUGGCGCACGGCCUGGUAUAAUUCCCCUCCAGCGUCCUCCGGUCCCCCCGCCACCGCACAUGCAGCGUUUCCCCCCACCCCACGGGCCACGGCCCCCUCACCACAACAUGCCACCUAUGCCCCCACAGAUGAUUGCAAGAGGGCCCCACCCUCAAAUGAUGCACCACGACCCGCCUCCGCUUAAAGGAGGCUUUGGAAUGAUGUCUCCCCACAAUAUGAGGGCUCCCUUCCCUCCGCAUGGGCAGGGCCCCCCUCCUCCGGGUCCUCCCCCUUUUAUCAGACCGGGGGGGCCUCGCGGCCUGGAGGGGCCAGAAGAAACGGAUGGUAGACCAUUCAGGGGAGACAGGCCUGCGUUCAGGGACAGAGAGCCAGAGCGGGACAGGGACUGGGACAGGGACAGAGAGCGGGACAGAGGUUUCGGAGGUGGAAGGCGUCCAUUUGGCGACGGAGGGAGGGGUGGGGGCGGGGACAGAAUGGAAGGGAGGGACCGACCCGGAGGAUGGCAAGAAGAUGGAGCAGGUCAACGUGGGGGAGGGUGGGAGAGGGACCGCGAUCGGGACAGAGACAGAGAUCGGGAGAGAGACCGCGAUCGAGACAGAGACAGACGCGACUGGAGGGACAAGAGGAACAGUCUGGAGAGCGACAGGGAGCGGGGGAGGAGCGACGAUGGGGAUAGGGACCGAGGGAGGGCAGAGGGAGGAGAACGGGGAAAGGUAGAAGGAGGGAGUCUAGACAGAGGGAAGAGAGCUGAGGGAAAAGAAGGGGACCGUCCGAGGCGGUCCGAGAGACGAGAGAGGACCACCCGCUGGGACAGGGACGAUCGAUUGGCGGACCUGGAAAACAAGGAAAGACUUCAGACCCCUAAUGCAACAGAGCAAACGCCUGUGACUCCUCUUGUAACCACGGAAACGGGCAAAGAACCAAGUGCGGAGGCUUCUGAAAAGAAGGCCGAUUCUGAACUUUUAACUCCAGAGGCCACAACCGCCGCAGAAGAGCGGACGCCUUCUGUGCCCUCGCCCUCAGCUCAAAGUGAGCCCACGGAAACAAAACAGGAAGCAGCAGCAGAGAUCGGCUCACUGCUCCUUCAGCCAUAGACUGCUGUCAACCACUGAAUGAUGAUUAUUAUUAUUAUUAUUAUAAAUAUUUUUUUUUUUUUAUAAAAGGUCUUUUUCACAAUGAUCGGCGUCCUCAUCUCCUGGCAUAAGUUUUCGAUAAUGUUUGCCAGUGGGUGAUUGAACCUUUACGAACCACCGUCUCCCAGACGUGUUGUCAAACGUAUGUAAAUGGCUCUUUUCAGAAAUACUUGUUUAUGGUCAAAUCUGGCUUCGCAUCUCCUUCUGGGAACAUGACCACGUGAAAAUCAUUUAGGUUAAAUCGUUGUAGUUAAACUUGUUAAUUUUCCCUGCAGGAUGAAAGAACGAACGGAGUGUUUGCAUGUUGUCCUUUCUAGGUUAAUUGAGCGUAGCUUUUAUGUUUUUAAGUCGACAGUGAAAACAUAUUUAGUUCUAUGACACAAAUGUAUUUUUUACUUCAUUGCCUUAUCUGCGAGAUAGCAGGCCCUCCUCAACCAGGUGAAUAUGUUCAUUUUAAAACUUCAAGUCGAACACUGAAUAUCUUCCCCUCAAACAAACAAUUUACUUCAUUUUCUCUUGUUUUCAUGUCAUCUUGUGCUUCAUAUCCGCCCUGUCCAACCGCCUGUAAUGCACAGCAUUGAAAGGCCAAUCAAGUACGUUGUAGGUGUAUUGAAUUAGGAAGGAAAAGUACAUAGACGUGUUGGUAAAUCCCUCCAAGAAUUAGGUUUGCUACUUUGCUGACACCAAUUUUGAUUAUGUCCCGGCUUUUUAUUCUUUGAAACACUUUUUAUUUCAGGUAGAAUAUUGUCUUGGUUAUACCUGCUGCUUGGGUAUGUAUAAUACAUGGUUUUUAUUGAAAUUGUUAUGUCUACCACUUGUAUUGGAACAGAAAUGUUGCCCAAACACACACAUCAUCAUAAGACUUCGGGAAUCGAGAAUGCUUCCCAGUCAUUUAUUAUGCGGUUCUUAUCCAGCUUUCACUAAUGGUCUUUUAAUUCUUUGUGUGUGUGUGUGUAUGUAUGUAUGUAUGUAUGUAUGUAUGUAUGUAUAUAUAUAUAUAUAUAUAUAUAUAUCUUUUUUUUGGCAAAACAUUAAACAUUGUGGGGACUCGGAACCUAGGACUUUUAACGGUGGCAUAUUCAGAAAAUCCAAUUAGGCAUUUUGACGUAACAUGGACAAAAACAAGUUCAAUUCGGGUCAUGAUGAUACCGUAUAGAUCUCCCCUGUAAAAUUGUGGUUGUAAAGAAAUCAGAUGUUAUAUAGAUAUUGGUACGCAUAAAUAAGGAAGAGUGAUCCUAUUUACAAUAACUUUGCACCCUGUUCAAAAACUGCCGAAAACUAAAGUAAAAACAAGAAGAAAUGAGAUCUUUUGUCCUGGCGUCCUGGCUUCUGUUUAAUGUUUUGACAAGUACUUUUCAGAACUAACAUCAACGUCACAAAGGACAUCACAUCACAAAGGAAGUAUAUUUCUAUUGGCAUUUCAGUGAACUUCAUGUCUCUUUCACUGCAGAGCAGCUUUAACUGAAAUUACAGCUUCAAGAUCAGAUUCUACAAAUUCAGCCCUUUCUAAAAUCUAUUUACCAAAUACUAAGGAGACGGAAUGAAGAGAUUUGCUUGCGACACGCUGCUGUAAAUAUGCUUGUAUCACUGACGAUUCAGAACUGUAUUUGUUGUUCAUGAUCUGUGAUGCGUUUAUGGUGGAGGAGGAAAUUGACUGGGAAGGAACAACGAAGAAGUCUUGCUUUAACAUUUUUCCUGAGGGUUUAGAAGGGUUCAGAUGUUUCUAUGAUUGGUUAGUAACACAAAAACACAUGGGCAUAAUACCUCCAAAAUUUCAGCCAGAGGAAAGUGUUUUUAAUAAACUAUUUUUGUACCAAAUA